Molecule: messenger RNA, 1755 nt
Organism: Paramecium octaurelia
Lineage: Eukaryota; Ciliophora; Oligohymenophorea; Peniculida; Parameciidae
Source: the annotation of a GenBank genome assembly
AUGAAUAUUAAUUAAACUACUCAUGAAAUUUAAUCUUGUAAACACGCCAAGAAAUCUUUCUCCAUCGCUUCCUUGUAUCCUGAUCCCAACAAACUCAGGAAUAACAAAAUACUCAGCCACAACAUCCAAAUCAGUCGCGGAGAUUCCAUGACUCGGAUCUCCUACAUUGACAAAGAAGAUUACAUCGACCAGAUUCAAAAGCUAAAGAAGAACAACAACCUACUAAGACAAGACCUUAAGCAAGUCAAGUCCCAACUCAUGUAUUAUCAGGUAUAAAGUGUUUGAUUAAGAAAGAACUCGAAAGUUUACAAUCAUAAUGUUAAGAAUCGGAUAGUAUUUCAGUUCCACUUCAAUAGCAGGUCAAAAUUAAACAGCUUCUCAAGACUCUUUAACAGAAGGAAUCAGAAAUUGAGUAUCUUAAAAAUCAAUUGAAGAUCGAUUAAUUAACUGAACAAUAAGAAUAAUUGUAAAAAUUGAGGGCAAUUUGUGAAGUACAAAAGCAGAAACUUCUCAAUAGUGAAUCUGAAAUUAUCAUCCCCUCUAAAACCAAUGUCGUUAAAGAUUUAGAAGAAGACAAUGUUAGACUUGUCGAAAUCGUAACUGCCCUCGAAGAAAAAGUUAAGGGGCUUGAUCACAUAAAGAAAUAAAAUACCAUAUUUCAAAGCAAAAUUUAGAAUCAAUAAAAGCUAAUUCUUCAAUUACAGUUAGAAAUUAGAUAGUACAAAGACAGAGACACCAUUUUUAAUAAUAAACCCACCAAAUAAAAUAAAUAAGAAAAUCUUAUUUAAAAAUUAUCAUCUGAAAUCAACAAAUUAAAUCACUCAAAUCAAAUUCAAUUGUCUCAAACCGAUAAACUCAAGUCUAAUUUAUCAAAUCAGUAAGAUAAAUAUGAAAAAAUUAUCAUGGAAAAAGAUGAAGAAAUCUUAACCUUAAAACUCAAAAUAGAGAGUCUCAAUAAAAUUAUUAAUGAAGAACACUAAGGCUUGUCUGAAUAGAGAUACAGAAAGCCAGGUAAAAACACACUCUUACUCAAACCAUCCUCAUUUGCAAAUAUGACUGAAAGUUUAAAAUUUAAUCAAGAUCUUGUUCUCACUUCUUAAAGAUCUCAAAGUGCAACUCAACGUAAACAACUUGUCUUAGUUACUAAACAAGAUCUUUAGUAGGUUCCCAAAAUUCUUAAAUAUCAAUUACUUAUUAAUCAAAUAAGUCUUAAUGACAUCGAUUAAGUAUUUCUCUCUAUAUGUAACUUAGCAUUUGUUCUGUCAAAUUUCAUAAGAGGACGUUCAAUUAAAAGACUUGACUGAAUCCUUCCAAAAGUCACUCUUCAAAUUAAAUUAAUAAUAGGCCUAUCAAUUAAGCCUCUACUUGAUGGAUUCUGAAGAGGGAAAUGAGACUUAAUCCAAAUAGAGAAUUAGGAGUAUUUUUAAAACCUUAGUUGAUAAUUACUAAUUGCCAUCAGCUUAAGAGAUUAUCAAUAUGAGAAAAGAGCUCUCCUUAAUUUUUAAUGAAUAGGGAUUCUAAUACAUUAAAAAUCAACUCACCCUCAAAUAUGGACUUUAAGUAAAAAAGUAUCAAAUUUAUGUAAAUUACUAAUAUUAAAUUUAGGAUUUAUUUGAAAUAUUACAAUUGAAGGACAUUAAAUUAUCUAAGCAAACAAAAGAGUAUAUGGAAGCUCUGCUAUUUUAAUAAAAUAGUCAAACACCAAAUGUUUUUUAAAUCGAUUAAUUAUAACUGAUGUUUUGUGAUAAUUUUUGA